Arctia plantaginis is the source of this 540-nucleotide messenger RNA. The record is from the annotation of a GenBank genome assembly. NCBI's taxonomy places the organism in Eukaryota, Metazoa, Arthropoda, Insecta, Lepidoptera, Erebidae.
AUGAGGGCGAAUGGUGUAGAACAGAGUGACUUAAGUGGAGAGGUGAUGAAUGAUGAGAGUAGCUACUUAACGGUAGACUGUGAGACAAUGGUGCCGCAUGGAGAUAUGGACUGGAAUGGCUCAAGGACAAGGGGAGGUCAUGACUUAAGUGGGCUGAGUGUAAGGGAGCAAUGUGUAAUGGUGUGGAAUGACCAAUGUGUAGUGGAGCAGCAUGGGGCACCAAACCUUCGUGUGAGCUCAGCAAGGGAACAGAGUGCAGGCUCGAGUGAAGUGGUUCUGAGUGUAAGCUGUGUUCAGGAUAGGAGUGGGCGUAGUGACUAUGGGAGUGCAGUGGCGAGUACAGCGGUGCGGCGUGGAGGCCGUGAGAACUCAGAGGAGCGUGGUGUAGUGAGCUGUGUGAGUGCAGGUUUGGGGAGAGGAGGCCAUCUAGUUCGCCAUAGAUGCCGCGCUUCUCACGAGAUGCUGAUACGCUCACGAUUAGCAGAACAGUGCACACCUAGAAACACAAGAAAGUACAACAUUACUAUAAGUAUAGAAUAG